Messenger RNA from Dictyostelium purpureum, 627 nucleotides. RefSeq lists its product as uncharacterized. NCBI's taxonomy places the organism in Eukaryota, Evosea, Eumycetozoa, Dictyosteliales, Dictyosteliaceae. The transcript has 2 exons. Gene Ontology annotation, biological process: clathrin coat assembly; actin filament organization; endocytosis. The record is from RefSeq and is a predicted model, not a curated record. Bases 1 to 627 code for a protein of 208 amino acids. Gene Ontology annotation, molecular function: actin filament binding; phosphatidylinositol-3,5-bisphosphate binding; clathrin light chain binding. Gene Ontology annotation, cellular component: clathrin-coated vesicle; actin cortical patch.
AUGGUAAUCAAAGAUCUUUUACACCAUAUGCAACAAGCCAAUCGUUUACAUGAACUUUGUAAUCAAGUGGGUGAUUUAGAAAUGGAUAUUUUCGCCGCUGUCAAUUCAUUUAAAGAUUUAUUCCAUGACUCUAAAGGUUCCUCAAUAUUAAUUGUAGAUUCAGAAUUACAAAGUAAAUUUAUGGAUGCAACUAGAAAAAUUGGUGCACUCACUCAAAAUCUAUUUGAAAGUGUACGUCUUCAAGGUGGUCAAUGUCAAGAUGAUGAUCGUAAGAGAUUUGCAAAAAAUUUAGCUUCAUAUAAAGGUGGUUGCUCAUCAACUUUGGUCGGUGCUGCGACAUUGGCUCAAAGAGAACGUGUUGAAAAAGGUAGAACUAGUAAUGGUGGUCCAAUGUAUAGAAAAUAUCCAACUUGGGCUAAAGGUUUAAUCUCUGCUGCUAAAGUUGUCACUUCCUCUACCUCUCAACUUUUAUCGCUUGUAAAUCUUAUAUUAAUAGUCUAUCACAACAUAAACUUACAAAUGCUGCAAAGAGUGUAUAAAAUGCUACAAACUUAUGCUGCAAAGGUUGCUUCAGAAGAAGAAAUUGAUUUCGAUGAAUUAUCUGCAACAGGUUUUAAAGUUAAAUAA